Messenger RNA from Phaeodactylum tricornutum CCAP 1055/1, 1803 nucleotides. RefSeq lists its product with no specific name. The coding region runs from base 88 to 1803 and encodes 571 amino acids. Gene Ontology annotation, biological process: tRNA pseudouridine synthesis. The transcript is spliced from 2 exons. The record is from RefSeq and is a predicted model, not a curated record. Gene Ontology annotation, molecular function: RNA binding; pseudouridine synthase activity. Lineage: Eukaryota; Bacillariophyta; Bacillariophyceae; Surirellales; Neidiaceae.
UCCUUCGUCUUGUCGGAAUGGUUCGUCAUCCUAAAGUCCAACAGCACUCGGUCCAAAAGCAACACCAGAGAAUAACAUCGCGUCCACAUGAUCGCCCCAACGGAGCCCGACCAGCAGUCGUCGAAUCCUGAGAGGGACGUUUGGACGCACGUACGGCACUCACUCUGCGACGAGUGUCGCCCAAGGCUAUCCACCAACAAAUGUCCUCGGGAGGACCCAUCCACACUCUCCCCGGCCAAUCGUCUGGCACCCGCAACGAUCCAAUCUCCUUGUCCCGUGUGCCUCGGCCUUUCCUCCCCCGAGUUUGCGAACCAGCUAGAGGCAUCGGUGCGACAAGCGUUGAAGCCGUACGGAUCACCGUGCGAGAACCGCUUCAGCCAAGAGACGGACCAACCCACCCUCAUCCUGCCCGGGGAUUUACUGUAUCGCUACGGAGCAUUGCAACGUUGGUGGAAUCCCGUAUUGUCCGGCAACAACAACAAUGACUCGAUUCUCGCACUGGGACAGACUUUCAAAACGCGAGCCCGGGCACUCGUAUCCAACUGCGUUCAAGGCCUGGUACAAUCGAAUUCAACAUCGGGUUCCCACUACCCACAAUAUGUACAGGACGAGGAACAGGGCUACUUGAGUGUGUAUGUCAUUGCCGUUCCCCAUUCCACAUUGCAUCGACCUACCCAUUUGUUUUCCGGUGGUGGUACCAGCAAACGACGUAGGCACCAUCGCCAUCUGGACGUUUCCGAAACACAACAAGGAGGCGAUCCGCGAAAAAGUCUCGAAGAAAGAAUGAAAAAGCAGGGAAUUACCGUUUGGUCCUUGAAUCAGGCAUUCAACAGCAAUUUAGACUUAAUUUCCGAGGAAGCCGAUCGAAGUAUCCUCGAACAGACGAAAGCAAUGUCCGAGCACGCCUCUGGCUUUGACUUUCACGUGGCCGUUUGGCGACGACCAUUUUACUUGCGUGGACUCUACACCAAGUUGCGUCGGGAUGUUUCCCAAACGCCGUUCUUCGUCGUGGAUGAGGGGAAGCGACGGAAAUUGGGAGUGACAUCGGUCGAGGAGCAAAUCGUGCCGGUUGUCUCACGGUACAGCGGGGGAAUAUCGUGUCACAAUAAGGAUCCUUCCCUACCCGAAAACGUCGUCUUUGGUAUGUGUAAAUUUCAUGCUUCGGGGCGGGAGGAUAUGGAUGUCCGAAUGCUACUUCCGGAGGCUAAUGCUUCGGACACCUCUAACCGGCUCGCUUCGGGGCGCCCUUUUGUCUGCGAAGUAAUUGACGCGUUGCGACUGCCCAGCGUGACGGACCUACUGCGCAUAGUCGACAACGUCAACAAAACCACAAGUGUUAACGAGAAUAUGACUCUUCCUCGAUGCUACGGCCGCAAUGACAUGACCUCGAUCUCUCGCGAUUUCUCUUUCGCUCCCGCAUCCUCGUUUAAAAAUUUGCAGGCCGAGACGGAAGACAAAGUAAAGUUCUAUGGCUGCCUAUGUUGGAGCGCCACCCCAUUACCAAAAGAAGACGAGGAUCUCAAGAAGCUUUUGGGGACAUUCCCGCUACAACUCAAGCAACGUACCCCCAUCCGUGUUUUGCAUCGCCGUUCCAACAUGAUUCGCGUCCGUCAUGUUCUUUCCGCCCAGGCUCAUCGAAUCGACGACCACUAUUUUCGACUUCAUAUAAGUACGGAUGCCGGUACAUACGUGAAGGAGUUUGUGCACGGCGACCUUGGCCGAACAGUCCCGUCAGUAUCAGCGCUUUUGAAAUGCAAGACAGAUAUUUUGGAACUGGAUUGCGAGGGCAUUCAAACAUCGUAA